Molecule: messenger RNA, 2000 nt
Organism: Centropristis striata (black sea bass)
Lineage: Eukaryota; Metazoa; Chordata; Actinopteri; Perciformes; Serranidae
Gene: dhodh
Product: dihydroorotate dehydrogenase
Exons: 9
Coding region: 38-1249 (403 amino acids)
Biological process (GO): pyrimidine ribonucleotide biosynthetic process; 'de novo' pyrimidine nucleobase biosynthetic process
Cellular component (GO): cytoplasm; mitochondrial inner membrane
Molecular function (GO): dihydroorotate dehydrogenase activity
Source: RefSeq, a predicted model, not a curated record
AUUGAGUGCCCUUUAAUGCAAUGACAGAGUCGGGUCCAUGGCGGGACAUCUGAAGAAGCAGUUAAAAGACGCAGUGAAGAUCCUGAGCUCAGGUGGCCUCCUGUUUGCCUCCUACCUCACUGCGGUUGGAGAUGAGCGCUUCUACGCCAAUCAGCUGAUGCCCCUGCUGCAAAGGAUUGUGGGGGCAGAGACGGCGCAUGUGUUGGCCGUGAAGGCGAUCGGUCUGGGUCUGGUUCCUCUGAACCGCUACCAGGACCCUGCAUCACUGGAAGUGAACGCUCUGGGGUUAAAGUUCAAAAACCCCAUCGGGAUCGCAGCGGGCUUCGACAAGCACGGAGAGGCCGUAGACGGGUUGUACAAAGUGGGUUUUGGCUUCGUUGAAGUUGGAACAAUCACUCCCAAACCUCAGGAGGGGAACCCUAAACCACGAGUGUUUCGACUCACUGCAGAUAACGCAGUUAUUAACAGGUAUGGAUUCAACAGCUGUGGUUUGGCAGAAGCACAACAGAGGCUGAAAGCCAGAGAAGAGACACAGCAACAGCAAAGUAAAGCUGGCCUUCCCCUGGGCAUCAACCUGGGGAAGAACAAGUUGUCCCAGGACGCAGGGGCAGAUUACUUGGAGGGGGUGAGAGUGCUGGGCCCGCUGGCUGACUACCUGGUGGUGAACGUCAGCAGUCCCAACACACCAGGUCUCCGGGAUCUACAGGGCAAGGCUGAGCUCCACCAGCUCCUGCAGACGGUGCUGAAGGAACGUGAUGCCCUGCAGGGAGAACGCAAACCGCCGGUCCUGGUGAAGAUCGCUCCUGACCUCACCGAGCAGGACAAACAAGACAUCGCUGACGUCGUCACGGAGCUGGGGGUGGAUGGUUUAAUGGUGUCCAACACCACCGUGUCCAGACCAGAGAGUCUUCAGGACUCAAACAAGUCUGAGGUUGGAGGUCUGAGCGGCGAGCCUCUCAAAGACCUCUCCACCCGCACCGUCAGAGAGAUGUACAACCUCACCAAAGGUAAAGUACUGAUCGUUGGAAUCGGAGGUGUGGCCUGUGGGCAGGAUGCUCUGGAUAAGAUCCGUGCCGGUGCGUCGCUGGUUCAGCUUUACACAGCUCUGACCUACCAGGGUCCGCCCAUCGUCAUCAAGAUAAAGCGGGAAUUGGAACAACUUCUUAAGGAACAAGGUUUCAGAAGCGUAUCGGAGGCGGUGGGAGCAGACCACAGGGCAGCGGACGGACCGACUCCUAAGCAGAGCUGACAGAGAUGGUAAAUGUUAACACAGAGACUCCAAUCAGGCACCACGAUCCUCAACUCUUUCUGAACUCUGAUGAACGCUGAGUAUUUGCGAUUAUCCAUCCGUCCGUCUGGAUUCCCAGGAUGAGAUAUCGUCCAAACCGGUUGCUGUUGAAACCAUAUUUUCAGUAUUUUGCGGUGAGCAAAUGCUGAAGGCAUCAAAUCUCGGUUUCUUACUUUUACUUGAACAUUGUGGCGAACUCGGUGAAGCCGAGUUUUUAUUUCAUCUUUUGUUACAGUGUAACAGCGGUAAAUGUUUCUCAAGUGCACAGUGACACCAAAGUGCUUGAACUCUUCAAACAAACUAACCUCUCAAACCUUUUUACAAACAUCAACUAUUGUUUUGUGUGUAAGGAAAAUCAUUUCACAUGAUGCUAAAUGGAUAAAAUAGUAAAACUUGUUGGUUAUCGUCAUUCUUAGGAAUUUUUAAAUUCAGAAACAUACAUUCGAAUGUUGACAUUGUGUUAUUUACUGUCGCCUGAGUGCAAAAACUUAAUGUAUUUAUGAUUAUACUGAACAAAAUGGCAAUGCCAUGCCUGGCAACUGAGAUACACAAGUCCGUAUGAAAUUGUAUAUAAUGGGUAUUUGUUCCAGUGUGGGAGUUUCACAAGUGGAAUCACGAUGCUGUAAUGGUAUGACUGGUAACAGGAAAAAUAAAUAAUAAAUAAGAAUUCUGGUAAAUCUGUGUUCUAAUGUGACAAAAUGGCAACACCUUA